This is a messenger RNA of Ascochyta rabiei, 885 nucleotides long. Its product is annotated as Deuterolysin. Gene Ontology annotation, molecular function: metalloendopeptidase activity. The record is from RefSeq and is a predicted model, not a curated record. The transcript is spliced from 2 exons. Gene Ontology annotation, biological process: proteolysis. The coding region runs from base 1 to 885 and encodes 294 amino acids. NCBI's taxonomy places the organism in Eukaryota, Fungi, Ascomycota, Dothideomycetes, Pleosporales, Didymellaceae.
AUGUUAAACAUCAAAACAGCUGGCAAUUCUCUGCCUUUCCAAGGAAUUUAUGUCAACUACAAAAAGAGGGGUCUCAAUUCUGCCAGCUUUCAGAAAAUCGCGGCUGGAGAGACAGUCACAGUAGCUGUCAACGCAGCCAAGAGCUAUCAGCUCAAGGGUAUCAAACAAGCCAAGGUUUCUGCUAUCCAAGGCUUCCGCUAUUCCACAGGAGAGGAAGUUCCGGCGGCUUUCAACGGUCUCUCGUUCUGUGCGGACCAGACAACCGACUCCGUCGAAGUAGCUCCAGACCAGAGAGUUGUAGCUGAGCAACACAUCUCAAGCAAGCCCUCAGAGGCUUUUACUUCCCGCAUCCAGAAGCGCGCUAUUACAUACUCCUCGUGCUCAGCGUCGCAGACCUCUACACUCAAGACUAGUGUUUCGGACGCCAUUUCCAUGGCCGGCGCCGCUUACACCGCCGCCGGCACCGCAGCUGACUAUUUCACAACCUGGUUCAAGUCGACCUCAGUUCAGUCUAAGGUCAGAACUAUUUACCAAGACGUCAACAACGUGCAGAAAACUUCACCAAAAAUAUCUUGCACAGACACCUAUGACGGCUGCGCCGACGGCUCUGCACUUUUGUACACGGUACCCGACGACAACGUCAUCAUUCCGUGCGCUAACAAUGGCUUCUGGGACUUCCCAGUGCUUGCUCCUAAGUGCUCGAACGAUGACUACGACAAGGCGGGCGCUGUUCUUCACGAGAUGACUCAUCUGUACGGUACCAAUGACCACGCAUAUGGAUAUGUCGCGGCGCAGAAGCUGAGUGCAAGCGCGGCAGCAGACAACGCAGACACUUAUGAGAUGUAUGCUGAGAGCGUCAGGCUUGGUGGUUGUACUGUUGGUUAA